CGGUUAUUUACAUACACUCCCCUCGUCGUGACCACGACAACAUUGGUCAUUUUCCUCUUUCAGCCGUUCUUUCCCUCUUUAUUUUUCAAAACCGCUUUCUCCCUUUAUCGUCCUUUGUAAAUUCUGCUUUCUCGGUUUCCACCUACUUUCAGCAUGUCGCGUGGUCAACAACCCUCGAUACUGUCAUUUUUCCAACCCCGGCAGCAGCAGCAACAACAACCUCAACAUGCCCCAGACUGCGUGAACGGUGCAGCAACAACGGCAAGCAUGCUUCCGAAAACCCCCGUACCACCACCACCAGCUCCUCCUCCCUCUUCUCUCACCUCGGCCCCACCGCCGCAACAAGUUCCAGCUCGUCCCGGCCUUGGGCUUGUCACGGCUACUCUCCCGGCCAACAUCCCCGUUCUCCCAUCCCCACCGUCGAUCCCCUCGCAAGCCAACAUAGUCGCGGUGGCCGAGCACCACAUAGCCGCCCUCCGCCGGAUCAAUUCGCUCCUCCUUCAAGUCGCCUACCCAGACGCCUUCUACGCCAAGGUUCUCGAACCGCUUGCCUCAGGUCUCUUCUCGCGCGUCAUCCUCUGGAGCGACGACCCUACUUCCGAGCCCAAAGUCAUUGGCGGCGUCGUCUGUCGGCUCGAACCGAACCCUUUCUUAGACCCCAACGGGCAACCGCAGGCUCCCCGAAUACAACAAAACCAGCCGGGCCCAUCAGCUCCCAUCGACUACCCUUACCACGCCAUUUACAUUCAAUCGCUCGCCCUCCUCUCCCCCUACCGAUCCCUCGGUCUGGCUGCCGCCGCGCUUGAACACAUCAUCGCCAGCGCCUCGAUUCUGCCCGCCGCGGGCUCUACCAUCAACGUGCGAACCAUCUACGCCCACGUGUGGACCGAAAACGAGGAAGGACUCCAGUGGUACGGACAGCGAGGCUUCCGGACCGAAGGUCGCGACCCAGUGAGGGGGUAUUACUUCAAGCUACGACCGGACACGGCUUGGAUUGUGCGUAGAGACAUUGGAGAACACGGUAGACAAGCACAAGCACAAGAACCGUUAGGGGCAGCGAACUACUCUUUACCGAAACGAAACCCCAACCACCUCCUCCAACAACAACAACAACAACAACAACAACAACAACAACAACAACAACAACAACAACAACAACAACAACAACAACAACAACAACAACAACAACAACAACCCACCGGAAUGAUCAUGACUUCCAGUACCACAACCGCCACCGCCUCGGCCACGGCCACGGGCGUCCUAGCAGCCGCUGUCAACCUACCCUCUUUGACUACACCACCACCAAAAACCCCGGUAGCACCUCCUCCGAGCUCGUCAACAUCAACAUCCGCCUCAACACCAGCCUUAGCCCCUCCCUCGACGACAACAACAUCAACAACAAGACCACCCCUCAGCCGCCCCUCGACCGGCAUGUCGUACCAAAACACGCGACCGGAAACCGAAUGGAACGACUUGCCGCCGGAGAUGGUCCAGCUCAACGUUCCCGGUAGUGGUUCCGGUGCCGGUGCCAGCGCGACAGCCUCGGGGGCCACUAGUGCAGUUAGCUCGAGGAGUAGUUCGGUGGCGCCCAAGAAGAAGAAGGGGAGGGCGUAUCCUAGUGCUGCUUUUGGGCAGUAGGGAAAUGUUGUCUGACCUUGUAGUACCUUCCGUCUUCUGCUGCCGCCCUCUGACUGCUGCAGACCAAUGAAGUAAUAACAACAAACGUAAUGGCGAUGGGACGGGGGAGAUAUAUGCUGUUAUAGAGGUAAUACUAUUUCGAAAAGCAAAGAAAAAAAAUUGAAAUAAAGGGUAGUUAAAUACUGUGGGGCAUAAUCGGGGUUGGUAAAUCCCGGACUUGAAUCAGACAAAAAAGAGUUUCCAAGGAGGAGCUCCAACGAGAUGGCAUUCGUUGCCUACCUUGGCUAUAUAAUUCAAAAGAAGUGUGGCUCAAAUAUUGACACGUAGAAAACGUGUUGUUGUAUCCCUAUAGAAGCAGAAACAACUUAGUUAAUGUUGGCAGUAACUUGGUUGGUUAUCAUGAACCUCUUGAAAUGAUGCAAGGAUGAACCAG
Messenger RNA from Neurospora crassa OR74A, 2071 nucleotides. RefSeq lists its product as hypothetical. Gene Ontology annotation, molecular function: acyltransferase activity, transferring groups other than amino-acyl groups. The transcript has a single exon. Gene Ontology annotation, cellular component: NatA complex. Gene Ontology annotation, biological process: mitotic sister chromatid cohesion. Lineage: Eukaryota; Fungi; Ascomycota; Sordariomycetes; Sordariales; Sordariaceae. Bases 154 to 1638 code for a protein of 494 amino acids. The record is from RefSeq and is a predicted model, not a curated record.